Molecule: messenger RNA, 3938 nt
Organism: Closterium sp. NIES-67
Lineage: Eukaryota; Viridiplantae; Streptophyta; Zygnematophyceae; Desmidiales; Closteriaceae
Source: the annotation of a GenBank genome assembly
UUCGUCCGUCCAUCGCACUACAGCAUGCGCAGACUAGGGUCAGCGAAUCUCGCUGUCGUUAGCAUGAAAUCCCAUUCCUAUCUCCAUGAAUUCCCCUGGACAUUCUGGAUGCCGUUGGAGGAUCAGCACACUACACUUCCUUCACGAGCUUGCGGUUCUGCAGAAGCUGCUGACAGGUGCCAUCAUCCUCCGCUCUUUUACGCAUGGCCCAAGUCCUGGAGGUCAUGGGUUAGUGCAAAUGCAUUAGGAUGGAUAGUGCGUGGUGUAGUAGCGCUCUGUUUCAGUGGUAGUUUUCCCGUAGUUGUCCCCAUUCCUCGUACUGGAGUGGACGGUUCCGCUUUCGUACUGUGGGUAGCAUCAGGGGCCAAGCUUCUAGCAACCAAACACUUUAGAUUCCAAUUCUCCAUUACUUGCCUGAGAAGCAACGUGCAGUGGAGUUUAGACUAGCAGCAAAGCAGCAGGUGGUGGUGGGUAUAGAGGACUCCCGCGCCUCAUCCCACUUCUAUAUAAAUCCCUUUCACUACAGUUACCUGGCGAUGCUCAGUGUGCUGCAGGCGCCAGACAGGCGUUGAGUGUUGAGAUGUCGCCAGAGGCAGGCCGGCUUGCUGCUGCUAUUGAGAGCAUGGCAGCGGUCAAGCUUCACGACAGUCUCCAGCUGCCUGACGAGCUCCUGCAGCAGGUGUUCGCCUUUCUUGGACCCCGCGAGUUGCUCAGGGUGGGUGGAGUGAGCACGCUGUGGCACCGAGUGUCAUGUUCGGACCCCAUCUGGGAGAGCAUCUGCGUCCAACGCUGGAGCGUGUGGGACAAGUACCCAGCCAUCACGUCCGCGCUCCCCGCAGAGCAAUCCCGGUCAGCCGGAGCCAGAGCCGGAGCCGGAGUCGGAAGCGGUCGAGCAGAUAGUCAGGAAGCUAGGCUAGACAGGUUUCGCCAUGCGAUCUCCUCCGUCCCCUCGUCGGCUGCUGGAGGCGCGUCGGAAUUAGCUAGCAGGCAGCCUGGUAGGCAGGACCCUUGGAGCGGAGUAGAAGGCAGAGCGACUACAGCGAGACGAGAUGUCCCUUCGGGCUCUGCUGAGGAGGAGAGCGGGGAAAGCCCGCCGCGUGACAGCUCACAUCUCUGGCAGACUGGUGCGUCGGCCCGCAGGGAGGCAGCAGGGGCGACUGCCACUGCCACUGCCACUGCGGCUGCGACCGCGACCGCGACCGCGACUGCAUCCGCUGACGCGGCUGGUCCGUCCGCAGGUGCUUCGGUUAGGGAAGAGGCAGCAUGGCAAGGGAUCACAGGCAGACUAAUCCGGGACGACAGGUUGGGGAGAGGUGCCGGUGCGUCGGCGGUGGAGAGUGCGACGGUCUUGGGUAGCGCAGGCGACGUGGGAUUCGACGUGAGAGGCGAUGUGAGGGGCGACGUGAGGGGCGAUGUGAGAGAGGUGUACGAGGCGUGGGUUCGCGAGGGGGGCGACGACGAGGCGAGCGACGGGCGGUCCGGGUGGCAGGAGUUUUCGCGGAGAGCGCGGCACUGGGGGUGGCGGGCGGUGUUCCGGUUCAGAGUGGUGCUGGAGGAGGAGGUCCGGGGCGUGCUGGCGGACAUGGCGUGGCCCUUGCGCCGCCCGCAGGCCAUCCGGACAGUGCUGCAGCUGGGAAACCUCGUCGUCGAGGAGCUGGAGCGGCUGGCAGAGACGGGCGACGCCCUGUCGGCCGGGACUCGGUUCUUCGCACGAGAGGCGUUGCAUCACCUGCAUACGCGCACAUGCGUGCUGGACAUGAAGCGCUUCCUCCGCCUGCCGCCUGACACGUUGGAGGACGAGAUCGCUCGCGGGGCGCUAAUAGUUGCAAAGCUGAGGUACCGGGAUCUGGACACGGACGCAGUCUUACAUCGCCUGGCAGACACUGCUGCUGUUCUCCGCACACGCAUCGCCAACAGCCCACAAGUGUCUGCAUAUGGUGGUCCGUCCACCCCUCGUGGCGCAGUGGCUGCUCUGCAGCUGCUGAACGGGCUCCUCUUUGGCCCGCCAGGCACCGCCGCACAACCCCGACCACCACACCAACCCCAGCAACAGCAGCAGCGCCAACCCCUACACCAGCAGCAGCAGCCGCAGCUGCAACAGCAAGACCAGCUCCAGCAGCAGCACCCUGUACAGCAGCAGUUGCAACAGCAAGCGACUCGGCCGCAGGCGCAGGCGCGGGCACAUGCAGAGGAAGGAACAGCAGGAGGUGCGGAGGGGAGGCGAGAGGUGGAUGAUAGGAGCAGAGAGGCGGCUGCCAGACGGGCAGAAGCAGGGGCUCCAGGGACUGCCCAAGAAGUUGCCGCUGCUACUACAGGAGCUGAUACAGCUGCUGCAGCUGCUAGCACUCUUGGAGCUGUUCUGGCCGGUACCACUGCUGCUGCUGCUGGUGAUGAAGAGGAGGCAGGAGCGGAGGCGGAGGAGGAGGCAGGAGCGGAGGGGGAGGAGGAGGUGGAGGAGGAGGAGGAGGAGGAGGAGGAGGAGGAGGAGGAGGAGGAGGAGGAGGAGGAGGAGGAGGAGGAGGAGGAGGAGGAGGAGGAGGAGGAGGAGGAGGAGGAGGAGGAGGAAGGGGAGGAGGAGGAGGCAGGCAGGGCGCGCGAGCAGGAGGAUCCGGAGUGCUUGCAUCUGGACGGUAACAGGGACGACUACUACAACCCGCGCAACUCCUACGUGAACGACGUGCUGGACUCGCGGCGAGGCAUCCCCAUCAGCCUGGCCGUGAUCCACUCCGCCGUGGGGCGCGCGUGCGGCAUCCCGAUGCGCAUGGUGGGCAUUCCGCUGCACUUUCUCACCAAGGUGGGCGAGGACGGGGGCGCGCAGGAGCGCUUCAUGGACUGCUUUAACCGCCGCCUGCUGCACCGCGAGGAGUGCGUGCAGCUUAUCAGGUCUAUGGGGUUGGAGUACAGCCCGCGUCUGCUGGCGCCUGUGGGUGCGCAGGCGGUGCUCGUGCGCAUGUGCAACAACCUCCUCGCCAUCUACGCACAGAGGGAGGCGGAUGGGGUUGGCAGGACCCAGCCGUCAAGAGAGGCGCAGCGCCGUUUGCUCCCCCUGCUGGACCUUCUUCUCGCGGUGAACCCCAGCGACGUGGGCGAGCGCUUCCACAAGGCGAAGCUGCUGCUCACCGUGCCUGACUUUGACGCGGUUACCGCAGAGCUGCACGUUCUGCUGCAGGCGUCAGGGCAGCAGGGCGGCGUGCCGGGCGCCGUGCCGCGCGCGCUGCUGCAGCAGUUCAUGGAGAACGCCCAGCAGAUGCGGCGGCAGCACGAGCUGUGGUGCAAUGAGAGGUUCACGCCCCGGCCAGCGGACCUGGCGUUCCGAGUGGGCACCAUAGUGCGGCACCGGCGGUUUGGGUACCGCGGGAUUGUGUUUGGGUGGGACCCGCGCUGCACGGCGGAUGAGACAUGGAUAGCUCAGAUGCAGGUGGAUAAGCUGCGGCUCGGGCGCGUGCAGCCCUUCUACCGCCUGCUCGUGGACGUCAGGGACCACCCUCACCACACCACCUAUGUUCCUCAGGAGAACCUCGUUCCGUCGCCAGAGGUUGGGCCGGUGCACAAUGAGGAGCUCGGCGCCUACUUCCUUGGCCUCAGAGCGGGUCGGUAUGUACCAAACGCCUACUUGCGAUAUCGCUAUCCUGAUGACUUCGCGGAAGUGCCAGGAAGAUAGGGAACCAGCAGGAGCGGAGCAUUGGGCGCGUAGUGUAGAGUAAAGGCCACACUGGAGGUGUUGAGUGCGGCUUGGAGUGGCUUUGAGUGAAAGUCACUGGUGCUCGUGCAUGUCGUCAUGCUUGGUGCAGCAGGGCAAAUGGUUGAAGCCUAAAGGCGUGUCCUCUGCUCGCCUUUUGGUGUGUUAAUAUCAGAAAUGUCUCAUUUGAUGCAAAACAGUAUCAUCUAGCAUUGGGAAAGCUUGCUUUCUUAUUUCUUGCAAUGACAAUUUGGUUGGA